This is a messenger RNA of Oncorhynchus gorbuscha (pink salmon), 2584 nucleotides long. RefSeq names its product zinc finger protein 525-like. The transcript is spliced from 4 exons. Gene Ontology annotation, molecular function: RNA polymerase II cis-regulatory region sequence-specific DNA binding; DNA-binding transcription factor activity. Gene Ontology annotation, biological process: regulation of transcription by RNA polymerase II. The record is from RefSeq and is a predicted model, not a curated record. NCBI's taxonomy places the organism in Eukaryota, Metazoa, Chordata, Actinopteri, Salmoniformes, Salmonidae. The coding region runs from base 300 to 1193 and encodes 297 amino acids.
UUUGUGUAGUUUGACAAGCCCAGUCAUUCGAAAAAGAAGAAGUGAAAAUUUGCCAUCGCGUUUGCUUGUUUUCUAUUAGUAGGAGAUAUUAAACCAUAAGUAAUACUGUAUUCGAUAAACAAUGGACACAUAACGGAAUCCAGUACACAAAUAAAACAAACUAUUUAUGAUUCCGUUUUAGCGAAGCAAGGCUUCAGGUUUUUCAGAUUGUUUAUCUAUCUGAUCUUUACUCACAAGCUGAGCCCAAGACUAUACUGACUGGGUCCUGACUGACAACAUCACUGGGCACCGCAGGAGAAAUGGCAUCAGUGAAAGACAGCAGUCAAACACUCCUGUUGAAUAUCAUCACGAAAGAUAAAGAGGAGGAAGUGAAGAUUUGGGAAUGUGAUGAUUAUCCAGGAGAGAGUCCAGACAUGGCCUCUGUAGAGCUGGCAGGCAGCAGUCAAACACUGGGGCUGAAUGUCACCAUUAAUGAAGAGCAGAAGGAAGACAUUGAGGAAUCUGCUGAUCAUGGAGAGACCUCUAACUCCUCUGAGCAAGUGGAGACAUUUCCUGCAUCUGGGAAGAAACAUCAGGAAGGGACCAAAACUAAGAGGUCUCGCCACUGUCCUCACUGUGAGGAGAGCUUCCCAUUCCCAUCAUAUCUUGAAAGACACCUUCGAAAACAUUCUGGAGAGAAGCCUUAUUCCUGCUCUGUUUGUGGGAGGAGUUUUUCCCAACUGAGUGGGUUGAACGUGCACCAGCGAACACACACUGGAGAGAAGCCUCACCGUUGUCCUCACUGUGAGGAGAGUUUCCCAUUUCCAUCAUAUCUUGAAAGACACCUGCGAAAACAUUCUGGAGAGAAGCCUUAUUCCUGCUCUGACUGUGGGAUGAGUUUUUCUCAACUGAGUGGCUUGAACGUGCACCAGCGAACACACACUGGAGAGAAGCCUCACCACUGUCCUCACUGUGAGAAGAGUUUCCCAUUCCUAUCAUAUCUUGAAAGACACCUGCGAAAACAUUCUGGAGAGAAGCCUUACUGCUGCUCUGACUGUGGGAAAUGUUUCACAACAUCAAGUCAUUUAACCUCCCAUCGCAGAGUUCACACAGGGGAGAAGCCUUACUCCUGCUCUGACUGUGGGAAGAGUUUCCCAUUUCCAUCAUAUCUUGAACGACACCUGCGGAAACAUGCUAACCAUUGUGUUAUAUGAAGGUCAUGUGGUGGCAACCAGCACUGAACAAUACAUUUUUGGCCAGCAGUCAACCCAGCCGGUCGGCAGUCAACCCAGCCGGUCGGCAGUCAACCCAGCCGGCCAAACCAUCCACUGUUGUUCACUGGAAUCGUCGUUAAGUCGAAGAGGAAUCGGUUCAAGGAGUGAAGUCAGGAUAGAUGAUCCUUUCCUCCAAAACAUAUGAAUCCCACAUCAUCUGUUUUGUAUGUGCCAAGUCUAUUGAGGGGGGCACAGGUCACAGGUUAGGCUUAAAGCCUGUUUUAUAUGUGCCAAGUCUAUUGAGGGGGGCACAGGUUACAGGUUAGGCUUAAAGCCUGUUUUGUAUGAAUUAUUAUAAGUGGUUUCCAGCACAACCUAUGACAAAGCUUACAAUGAAUGAAUUGAUGGUUUGGCUUCUUUGAUCAGUGAAAUGAUCUUCUCCCAGACAUUCUCCUAGUCAAUAGCAUCAUCAUCAUCAUCAUCAUCAUCAUCAGACAAAUACUUUACCUAUGAUUUAACCAUUUGGAAGAUAUUUUUGCUUUAGUAAUUGAAGAUGGAAAAUAAAUAGCAGACAACAAACCUCUGAACAAAUUUGUGUAAGUCGCUCUGGAUAAGAGCGUCUGCUAAAUGACUUAAAUGUAAAUGUAAAUGUACCCAAAGGGACACCAUAGGCACAAAGUGCAGACUAGACUAAGAUAGAGACAAUGUUCCUGGAAACUAGGGAGACCCUCUGAGUUAAAUAUAUCUCCUAGGUUUUUGAUGCCUUUUUCACACCAGGCUUUUGGCUCAAAUGGUUUAUUACCUGAAAGUAAUAGCCUUGUUAUGCCAUAGAGGGUUAUUAGAGAUGCCACAUCCAGUCACCACCUGGAAGUGGACAGAUCCAAUACAGAUCCAUGUAAAUGUAACUGGUGCCAUAGACUCUGUCUGGAAGGAAUGGGAUGCGUGUGCUAACGAACGGCAGUAGGUCUGGUGUUUUCGUCAUAAUUUCGCAGAGGUUAGCGUCUUCUGAGAUUAGAGAGAGAGAGAGAGGGGGAGAGAGAGAAGCUUCUCAUUUUCUAGAAUCUCUUCAUCCCUUUCUCUUAACAUAUGGACGUAGAAUUGUAAUCGUGCAGCUGACCAUUUACACAACACUUUAGUUCUGGAUUAACCAACUAUACCAUUUACACAACACUUUAGUUCUGGAUUAACCAACUAUACCAUUUACACAACACUUUAGUUCUGGAUUAACCAACUAUACCAUUUACACAACACUUUAGUUCUGGAUUAACCAACUAUACCAUUUACACAACACUUUAGUUCUGGAUUAACCAACUAUACCAUUUACACAACACUUUAGUUCUGGAUUAACCAACUAUACCAUUUACACAACACUUUAGUUCUGGAUUAACCAA